Molecule: messenger RNA, 2553 nt
Organism: Cicer arietinum (chickpea)
Lineage: Eukaryota; Viridiplantae; Streptophyta; Magnoliopsida; Fabales; Fabaceae
Product: wall-associated receptor kinase 5-like
Biological process (GO): cell surface receptor signaling pathway; protein phosphorylation
Cellular component (GO): plasma membrane
Molecular function (GO): polysaccharide binding; calcium ion binding; protein serine/threonine kinase activity
Source: RefSeq, a predicted model, not a curated record
UAAAUGAAAGCAUUGCAGGGAACUAGUCAAUUGAAAUCUCGCGCAAUGGAAAUGAAACAAAAUCUCACACAAUUAUUCCAAAUUUUCAUACUCACAAUACCCAUGCUAAGAGUAUUAGCAUCUAAUGAAUCCCUUUAUAAAUCGCUACCCGGUUGCAAAAACACAUGUGGAGAUGUUAAAAUUCCAUAUCCAUUUGGCAUAUCCAACACAUCAUCACCAAAUGAAAAUCUCUGUAUUCUAGAACCCAAAUUUAAUCUCACAUGUGAGAACGACACAAAAUUAAUUUGGGGCAAUAUACAAGUUACCAACAUUAACAUCACCGAAGGACAACUUGAAAUGUUGUUUUUUGUGUCGAGUUAUUGUAAUAGCGAAAAUUCCAAUAGACCCACGUUAGGCACUGCCGGUUUCACCAUAUCAAGCAAAGAAAACAAAUUUAUAACCGUUGGUUGUGAUAGUUACGGUUAUCUCAAUAGUAUUGACAACAAAGAAAUAUAUUCAACGGGUUGCUUAACAAGGUGUUACGGUAAUAGAAAUCAAAUUGAAAACGGAACAUGUUCGGGUAUUGGUUGUUGUCAAGUUGAUAUUCCACCAAAUAUGAGAAAUAUAAGUGUACAAGUUUUUGAUUUUCCUAAUUCAACCGAUUCUUUUGGAUGUAGUAGUUCUUUUAUUGUCAAAGAUGGAUAUUAUAAUUUUUCGGUUACUGAUUUGAACGAAUUUCCUUAUAAGAAUGUUCCUCUGAUUAUUGAUUGGAGUGUUGGAACAAAAAAUUGUGAGGCCUCAAAGGGUGAUGAUGAUUAUGCUUGCAAGGCAAAUAGUGAUUGUGAAGAUGAUAUUGAGGGCAUUGAUUUUGGUUAUCGAUGUAAAUGUAAGCGCGGUUAUGAUGGAAACCCGUAUCAUCCAGAUGGCUGCACAGACAUCGACGAAUGUAAGCCAUUGAAUAACCGAUGCGACAAUGGUCAACGUUGUAACAACACGGAAGGAGGUUUCGAAUGUUUAUGUCUUGAAGGAUACUCCAAAAAUCGAAAUGGAAAAGGGUGCCAUAGUCGAAAUAUAGUUGCAAAAGUUGCCAUUGGAGCAAGUGCAGGAAUCAUGAUUCUAUUUUUGGCGAUUUCAUCGCUAUACUUAACACACCAAAGAAGGAAACUCAUGAAACUAAAAAAAAAAUUCUUCCAACAAAACGGUGGUUUCAUUUUACUACAACAACUCUCCACAAGAGAAGAUUCAUCACAAUCAGCUCAAAUAUUCACAGAACAGGAACUCAAAAAAGCCACAAACAACUACGAUGAAAGCUUAAUCAUCGGUCGAGGUGGUUUCGGUACAGUCUUCAAAGGCUUUUUAUCAGACAACAAAAUCAUUGCUGUCAAAAAAUCAAAAAUAAUCGACGAAAACCAAAUCGAACAGUUCAUAAACGAGGUUGUUGUUCUGUCUCAAAUAAAUCAUAGGAAUGUUGUGAAACUUAUAGGUUGUUGUUUGGAAACAGAAGUUCCUUCAUUGGUCUAUGAAUUCGUUAGCAACGGUACGCUUUUCGAUUUCAUACAAAAUACGAAAGAUCAAACAAAUAACACGACAUGGAAAACACGUUUAAGAAUUGCAGCAGAAGCAGCUGGUGCAUUAUCUUAUCUACAUUCUUCUGCAGCAAUACCAAUUAUUCAUAGAGAUGUUAAAAGUACCAACAUUCUCUUAGAUGAAAAUUUCACUACAAAAGUUUCUGAUUUUGGUGCUUCAAGAUUAAUUCCACUUGAUCAAACAGAAAUAGCAACAAUGGUGCAAGGAACACUUGGUUAUUUAGAUCCUGAGUAUAUGCAAACACAUCAACUAACUGAGAAAAGUGAUGUUUAUAGUUUUGGUGUUGUUCUAGCAGAGCUUUUAACAGGGGAGAAACCAAUUUCUUUUAAUAGGCCAGAAGAAAAAGUUAGUCUUGCUAUGAAUUUUCUGUCUUGUUUGAAAAAAGAUGGAAUUUUGGAAGCUAUUCAAGAUGGAAUGUUGAAUGAUGAAAACAAGAAGGAGAUUAAGGAGGUCUGUUUUCUUGUUGCAAGGUGUUUGAGGCUUAGAGGGGAAGAAAGGCCUAGUAUGAAGGAAAUUGCUAUGGAAUUGGAUGGUAUAAGGUUAACGGAGAAACAUCAUUGGAAUGAUGGAGAAGCGAAUUUUGAGGAGAGUCAAUAUUUGCUUCAUUUGGGAUCUUCUAGUGUUCUUGAAAUUGGUGAUAGUAGUAGUAACUUUGGAUAUACUGGUGGGUAUGAUAGUUUGAAAGAUCAACCAUUGAUUGCUUUGGAUGAUGGAAGAUGAUUGAUGACAUAUGACCAAAUAUAAUCUUUCUGGUUUUGGUGUUCGAUAUAUGUCAAUAUCUGAUAUUGUUACAUCAUCGGAAUAUCAAUUAAUUGAUUUUCUAAAACUAUUAUAAGUUUGGAUGUGUCUCUAUUUUUCACAGGUUCUAUUUUUGUUUAUUGAUUUUAAUGGGUUUGUAAUUAGAUUUUGUGUUAUGUUUGGUUGAGCCAUUGAAUUUGUAAAUUUGAUUUCAUUUUAUUGAUAAUAUUUAUUACGUAUUUUAUUCAA